This is a messenger RNA of Vicia faba (fava bean), 1821 nucleotides long. NCBI's taxonomy places the organism in Eukaryota, Viridiplantae, Streptophyta, Magnoliopsida, Fabales, Fabaceae. The record is from the annotation of a GenBank genome assembly.
AUGAUGGUAAUGGUAGAAGAAAAAGGUUUAGCAAACGGGAAAGAAGAUUACACUCAAGAUGGCACGGUAGACCUGAAAGGCAGACCCGUUUUAAGAUCAAAGACUGGAAGAUGGAAAGCUUGCUCCUUUAUAGUAGCCUAUGAAGUAUUUGAAAGGAUGGCUUUCUAUGGAAUAGCAUCAAACUUAGUGGUGUAUUUAACAGAAAAGCUCCAUGAGGGUACUGUGGAAUCAUCAAACAACAUAAGCAACUUAAGCGGUGCAGUGUGGAUGAUGCCACUUGCAGGAGCUUACAUAGCCGAUGCCUAUCUUGGCCGAUAUCGGACCUUUGUGAUUGCAUCAGGCAUUUAUUUCUUGGGAAUGUGCUUAUUGACUCUAGCAGUUUCACUACCAUCUUUGAAGCCACCACAAUGUGCACAAGGCAUAGCCGACAAUGACUGCCCCAAGGCGUCGCCGUUGCAAAAGGGUAUUUUCUUCCUUGCCCUAUAUAUAAUUGCCGUAGGCACCGGGGGAACCAAGCCCAACAUUUCUACAAUGGGAGCAGACCAAUUUGACGAGUUUGAGCCCAAAGAGAGAUCCUACAAGCUCUCCUUCUUCAAUUGGUGGUUUUUUAGUAUUUUCCUGGGUACCCUAUUCUCCAACACUUUCCUAAUUUACAUACAAGACAAUGUGGGUUGGGCUGUUGGAUACGGCCUUCCGACUGCCGGGCUCGGUAUUUCAAUACUGGUUUUUCUGGUAGGAACUCCGUUGUAUAGGCACAAAUUGCCCUCGGGUAGCCCUAUAACUAGGAUGCUUCAAGUCUAUGUAGCGGCAAUUCGAAAGUGGAAGUCAUGCAUCCCAGGAGAUCCAAAAGAGCUACAUGAGUUGAAUAUGGAAGAUUAUGACUGUAAAGGGAGAAACAGAAUUGAUCAUAGCUCUUCAUUGAGUUUUCUUGACAAAGCGGCUAUAAAGACCGGUCAAACGUCGACAUGGAUGCUUUGUACUGUGACACAAGUUGAGGAAACGAAACAAAUGACAAAAAUGAUUCCUAUUUUGAUUACAACAAUUGUGCCAAGCACAUUGAUAGUUCAAGCGACCACACUCUUCAUUAAACAAGGCAUCACACUAAACAAGAGCAUGGGACCCCAUUUUGAUAUUCCUCCAGCAUGUCUCACAGCAUUUAUAACUAUCUUCAUGCUGAUAACCAUUGUAGUCUAUGACCGUGUUUUUGUGCCAGUGAUCCGGCGGUAUACAAAGAACCCCAGAGGAAUCACAAUGCUACAAAGACUAGGAAUUGGCCUUGUGCUGCACGUCAUUAUAAUGAUCACAGCAUGCUUCGCUGAAAGGAAGCGUCUUAGUGUGGCACGCGAAAAUCGUCUCUUUGGCCAGCAUGAUACACUUCCUCUUACUAUUUUUAUUCUCCUCCCUCAGUUUGCCUUGGCAGGCGUUGCUGAUAACUUCGUUGAAAUCGCUAAGAUGGAAAUCUUCUAUGAUCAAGCACCAGAAGGCAUGAAAAGUCUCGGAACAGCAUAUUUCACAACCAGCUUGGGUUUAGGAAGCUUUCUCAGUACUUUCCUUUUGACAGCCAUUGCUAAUAUCAGCCAAAGACACGGUCACAAGGGAUGGAUUUUGAAUAACCUAAACAUAUCCCGAUUAGAUUAUUAUUAUGUAUUCAUGGCAGUACUAAGUUUUCUCAACUUCCUUUUCUUUGUGGUUGUUGCCAAGUUCUUUGAAUAUAAUGUUGAUGUAACACAAAACAAAUAUGGUUUGGAAAUGAUCAUUCCUUCAUCUCAGGACAAUGCUAGAAUAGGACAGAGCACACCACAACCAGAUGACAAGUCCUAG